Molecule: messenger RNA, 6640 nt
Organism: Orbicella faveolata
Lineage: Eukaryota; Metazoa; Cnidaria; Anthozoa; Scleractinia; Merulinidae
Product: protein Wnt-4-like
Biological process (GO): cell fate commitment; canonical Wnt signaling pathway; neuron differentiation
Cellular component (GO): extracellular region
Molecular function (GO): frizzled binding; cytokine activity
Source: RefSeq, a predicted model, not a curated record
CAGGAAGAUUUUGAAAGUUCCGUGACGAAUCUCAUCAUAAACCUAUUUCUUCAGACAUCCAAAAUUUAAAAAUGCCUGUGAUUUUUAGUGAAUCGUCGUGGAAUUUCCAUCAUUGGUCUGGCAACUGCUGUUUCUAUUUAUUGUCGGUAUCUUUGGAAACACGACUCGGCACCGCUGUUGUUUUGGCCGAGUUAUGAUGCAUCCAUUCCUUCCAGCUGAGAUUCAUCGUGGCUUAAGAGGAAAAUUACAACGCUAUGUGAAUUGCUGUGGUUUGGUUAUAUAUUUCCUACUGAUUCAGUUAUAACUGAAAGCGGCUUAUAGCGAGAUAUGCCGAAAAAUUAUAUAUCUGUUAGCCCUUGAAAGACACGGAAAUCCACAUUUUCAUAUUUUCCCAGAUAUGUGACAGGAAGCUGUCAUUCAGUCGCUUUUUUUAAAACUUUAUCGUGAAGGGCUUAAAAUUUUUUGGUUGUCUGACUACUGCAUACAUUCAAUACUCUCUAGCAUUUUCUAUUUUUUGAAAUUAGUUAAAAUUUCUCUUAAAAGCGUCUAACAGUAUGAGUACCUGCAACAUUUUCGUUUUCCAUCAUCUUCACAUCCGCAAUUUUUUUGCUUAUCACGCGAAGCAACAGUCAUAUAACCAAAUCGAACUUUGAUUAUGUUUGAGGACUGCGAAGCCGAAUCUGCCACCAGAGUAAUGUGGUUAAAGAAGGCGUAACUCUUACGAGAAAUUCGAAAAUUCGGCUAAUAUCUUAGCCGCAGCACUCGCUGAUGCAAGUCACAAGUCGAUUCGAGUAGAAGACUCGACCUAUAUUCUAGGGUGUUCUAAAAAGUACAAGAAUGCUACAGGAAGUGUAACAAAUUCUCUCCCACAAAAGGCUACAAAAUGUAUGUUUUGUAGACCGACUAGUAAACUAUUUUUGUAGCCUUUUGUGGGAAAGUUCUUUCCUAUCUCGUCGUUCCUGUAUCCAUCUCGCUGUAGACGGGUGUCUGAGUGACGCAUUUGGGGAGUGUCCGUAGUAUUUUAGAAUCAUCCCCGCUUCCUUCCCUGGAUUGCGGAGGUUUCGGAUCGUGUGAGCGCGAAUGACAGACGAUGGUAACGUAAUUGAGCGCUGAAAACCGCAUGUUAUUGCAUUGGCAUCAUAAAAAAAUAAUUUUUUUUGUUGAAAAAAAAAAAAAUGCAUGAGCUAAAUAGAAUUUUUGACGGCUUAGGUUGAAGUUGAGAAUCAAUUGACCCUCGUUCGUAAAUAGUCAAUUAUUUCAUGUUUUUGAAGAAAACCGGUAGAAUUGUUUGCUUUUCAUCAGCUCUUGAAUAUUUGUCGAAGGACUUCGGAAGACCAUUUCGUGUUUUUACGAAAAGAGAAAAAACAGUAAAAUUUGUUACUUUUCACCAAUUCUUGAAUAUUCGAAGUACUAAGCCUUUCUUAUAGUUCACCAGCUCUAAACGGUUUAUAUUCAGCGCUCUUUUUGAAGUACACUAAGUUGUUCUUUUAAUUUCAGAGGUAUUCUGAUAAACCCGUCUGACUGCGGUUUUGCUGAGUGUGUACAGCACCGCAAAAUACCUUAAUGCUCAGCUUAACUCACGUACUCAAAUUUUUAAGGAAAUAUUUACACCGCGGAUAGUAGCACACAACAGACAGGAGACGAACAAUGAGGAUUAGCCUACGCUUUUCUUAAACGAAGCACGUUCCUGAAAUAAGGAGGUUUUAUUUCUAGAGAAAAAUUCCCUUUGAGAAAAGAGGCCAUCGUAGCUUGCUUACAGCUCGUUUAAAACGAAAAGUGCUUACUGGACUUUCUUUGGCGCGGUCGAAUGCCAACGCUAACACUGGUUUCAUUGAACAUGCGUUAAUAAGCUUAAAUUCGGCCGUUUUCCUUUUCGUAAACGCCGUCUAAUCGGAAUUUGCAUAAUGAGCGAUUUCCUGUUAAUAGCCGUGUUUUUCUUUAAGAGCGCGAUGUUCUUAAAGCAAAAUUACGUAACAUAAAUCUCAUGUUGCCCUCUUAUAUUUAGCAACUUGUUAUCUACAUGAUCAAAAGCCUUCUUGAAUCUCGCUUCGUGUUUCCAAGAGUGCUCUCUCCUACGGCGGUGUACGGUACGUGGCCGGAAAAACUCACAUGGGCAACGAGUACUUAAGAAAAUUUAUCCUCCCUCGACGGAGCUUUUUCCUUGGAGACGACAAGCUUUUCUUCCAAUCGUAACUGACUCCAGGAAGCUCAGAAAAUGUUGGAGAAAUACCAAAGAAACUUAAAUACGUUUAUCAAUCGAUUCGAGUUACAAUAUUAAAGCUCGAGUGCGUGUCGUACUUAAAACUUUAAGCCUACCGAACUCGGGCUACUCAGCAAUCUGGCCAAAACAUCGAUUUGUUAACCUGUAUUUACCUCGAUUUGAUUGUUAUCUUUGAAUGAAAAAAAUAAUGAAAUUACGGUAUAUUUAGAGUCAUUGAAGAACAGUUUAAAGAAGAGCCGAAGACAGAAAAAGAUCAGUUCGUUUAGCGGGGGGAGUGGGGAGGGCUUAAGUGGAUCGUUUUCAAACUUGCAUGGUUAUCGUUUCAAAGGACAGAUGAAUGAAAAAUCUUUGAUGGCUGCGUUAAUGAGGGGUGCACUAUCAGGAAAUGUUCGAUACAGCUUUAUCUAGAAGCACACACACUUAUAACGAAAGGAAGGCGCGGAAGACGCACAGACAAACAACUAGAACAUAUAGAGCAAUCAAGUCAUUUAAGAUACUCCAUUUGAACAAAUCAAAACAUUGUUGACGGCGCAAAUAAAAGCAAUCGUUGGCUUAUUAACUUAGCAGUCAUACGUUCCAUAUAUAUUCAAUGUUCGAUAUUUUUACAUAUCGUGACCUAUUUAUGUCGAACUGCACGCAAUUCGUGUGGAAACAGUCUUAGCACAUUAUCACACAUCCUCGAUUUCGCACCCGUGUAGUUCUUAAACUGUUUUUUAAUUAGAAGCAAAUAAAUUGUGGUACUUGUGUGCUCUGUUACAACAAGGCUCGGGUCAAGCUCUAUGUGACAUUCUCGAACAUUCAGCUUUAUAAAACCGCCUCCAAAGUCAAAAGAGAAUUUUAAAAAAAAUCAGUGCUAAUUCGCGACAAGAAGACAAGACCAGUUGAAAUAUGUUGAUCAGUGACCUCCCAGUUUUCACUGCAUGAUCUCUUUACGUUAGCCCGACAAAGCGAAUAGGUAUCUGUUCCUUUCAUCAAAAGCUGGUCCCGUUUCCUCGGGGCUUUGCUGCAGUGUCUCUACGAGUUAAUCAAUUCUUGAUUGUCCAUAGCCCUAGAGUUCUCUUCAGCGAUAUUUACCGAUCCUCUCGUAGAAGAACCUCAAAUACAUUUGCUGUCAACAAACGUGCUUUGCUUUGUACUUUUUCCCGAUUACAUUUGGUGAGAAUUCUUGCAGUCGUUAAGUGGUUUAAUUCGUUUCCAAUUAACAGCUUCUUAAACCCGUCCGUACAACCGUCCGUGCGUUCUUUACUGUGAAUAAUUUUCUCUCAGCACGCCGUACAAGAUCUCACCUGCCUUUCAUCGCGCGAUGUCAUGCAAAGAGGCCUGGCCGGCAGGGAAACAAAAUCCGUAUUGACUCUCUAAUCCACUUUAUCUAUUAAAUUUCACGGCCCUUUUGUGACACCCGAGGACUCUUUCUUAUCCAAAGAGUUGAUCAAACGCUCAACAGAGUCUUAUUGCAGCGAGGUUUUCAAGCACAACUGUAGAAACGCGCGCGCGCGCGUGCGCGGCAAACUUGAAUUUAGGGCUGUGCUGGGGAGACGGAAAGGCGUUUACUCGUUAAAGAUGUCAGACAACCGCACAAGAUGAAAAGCGCGGUUAUUUCGAAGUGUGGUCUUUCCUGAUCAUGCCUUCGUCGAUUCCGUCUGAAUAGUGUAGGUGGUAGACGUACAUACACACGACAUUGUUGUCAUACUCUCGAGAUUUAGCUUGUCGCCGUAUCCCUGACCCCCCUACCCCCAGCGGAAAACAAAGCAAGGUAAAACUCAACUCAAGGCUGUUGAAAACGAUUUAAAAACAGCUACUGACACUCGGCAGGGCGGGGCGGGUAGGGAAGUGAAAUGCGUAGUUAAUUACUCGUGCACCUUUAGCUAUAAAACGCUUGACGACCGGCCGCCAUGCGAUCAUUAAACAACAUCUUCGUUCGGAUUGUGAACACCGACGCACUGACGCUCUGAGCUAUUUAAGUCAAGACUGAAGUAUUUGACCAUUCUUCGACAAGCUGUGUCCUAUUUGGGCUUCAACCAUACCGCGUGCCAAAAUUAUCGAGUCCAAGAGUAAUCGCUCUGUGAACUAAUCAGUUGGCUGUUUGCGUGAACGAACCUUACACGGCAACAUGCAGAAUCUGUUUCGCGCCGCUGCCAUUCUGCUCGUGUUGAGCGUGUUUGCACAAAGGCUACAUGGAAUUAGAUGGCUGGCCAUAGGACUUCCCUCGGAGCAUAACUGGAACAGGUCCGAUUGCAACAAAUACCAAGGAUUUGUUGGCGAUCAGUAUAAAAUGUGCAGAAGAAAACUCCCGAUAAUGAAAUACGUCGCAGAAGCUGUCGAAAUGACCAAGUCGGAGUGUAAGUCACAGUUGACGAACAGGCGUUGGAAUUGUUCGACUAUCGACAAAGCUCCUUCGUUUUACAACGACCUGAAGAGAGGAACUAAAGAAUCGGCGUAUGUUUACUCGCUCUCUUCGGCCGCCGUGGUUUACAGCGUGACGCAGGCGUGUAGCAUAGGACGGCUGGAGCUCUGCGGUUGUGGGCGAACGCCUAAGAUGAAACUAGAAAACAAAAACUGGCUCUGGGGAGGUUGCAGUGACAAUAUCGCCUACGGUGUGAGGUUUAGCAAAAAUUUCACAGACGCUGUUGAGAAAAAACGCAUGAAGGGUCAAGAAGCCUCCGCGACCAGCCGCGCGCUCAUGAAUCUGCACAACAACGAGGCUGGAAGAACGGCUGUCCGAGACAAGAUGGCAGUUGUCUGCAGAUGUCAUGGCGUGUCUGGCUCGUGCCAGACUAAAACGUGCUUCAGACGUUUGAGCGACUUCAAAGAGGUAGCAACGCUCCUGAAGAAAAAGUACGACAAAAUCAUCAACGUUGUCAGCAAGACUAAGGGCAGUAAUAAGCACAUGCUCAGACCGAGAAGAGGAAAACGAUACACUCUCCGGGACCUCAUCGCUCUGGCCGCUUCUCCAAACUACUGUAGGAAGAGUGAAAGUCGAGGAACUCUGGGUACUGUCGGGAGAGAGUGCAACCCCGAGACCAGUGGGAAGGGUAGCUGUGCGUACAUGUGCUGCGGACGCGGCUACAAAACCUUUACGCGGGAAAUAGUGGAGCGCUGUAACUGCCAAUACGUGUGGUGCUGUUACGUGAAGUGUAAAAAAUGCGCAAAGACAAUCACUGUUAGCACGUGCAAGUAAGGGAGAGAAAAAACUAAAGAAAGCCUGUGAACUGAAUCCUAAUUUAAACAAGCAAAGAAGAUGUACGAAAGUCAAGUUUAUUGAAUGGCAUGCGAUGAAAUUUAGAUGGAAGAUAUAUGGAACAGAGAUGAUUCAGAAAGCUCGUCAAAAAAGUAAGAAAGUGGACAUUUGUAAAAAGAUUAGAAUAGCGGACUACUGCAACAGAUAUUUCACUGUCGUUGUUAUUCAUUUGGCAUUCGAGACUGCUGCUAUAUUAGCGGUGGACUCAGCCUUUGCUGUACAGAUUCAAACCUCAAAUAUAGUAAAAGAACAUUGUCUUUGGAGAUAGAUUAGCUUCGUAUAUGGCGUUGCACAGGAAGAACACCUUAAAGCAUUCACGGACACAACAAACUUGCACACACGGACCCUCAGGGACUGUCUGUUUGGAUCAAGCUACACGUGAGAAGAGUCAUUGAGACCGAGAACUGUAAAUGAAAUGUACAGAGACACACCUAACUAAAUGAUUUUAGGAGAGAGGUUUCUGGACAAUUUCUGAUUGCGACUGUUGAGCAUUUUCAAUUUCUUAAUAUAACUCCUGGACAUUAGUCUAGUUUGACUCUUGCGAUCAACUUAUAUUUUUAUUAAUUAAGUUCCUUGUUCUAAGUAACAAAGUUCACCGAAGCAAAUAUGCAAAUUUAACAGUAUAGGAUAAUGUCAGUGAGGGAAAGCCCUCACGAGUUUAAGCUACCUUAACUUUAUGAAUAUUUAUUUAUUGAGACACAACUAUUUACACGUUUAUAACACGGUGCUACAGUUACUACUUAUAAAUUCUUAAAUAAAUAACUCUUCGUGUCGAAUGUCUCAUAACUUUUAUUUCUAGCGCUGGUUACUUAUGAAAAUUUGAAAAAAAAAAAAGAAACAAUUCUGUCAUACGUGUUGGCUUGCAGUCUCCCAUCUCUUGCCCUUGCCCUUCUUUUCGUCCGUCUAGACUAAAACUAACAGGAUCGCCGGAUUUUUUUUGUUUUCAAUCAUAGAACAUCCAACCUUUGCCAGAGCUCGAGUUACGCCACGGGCAAAUGGAUCGAGCGCAUUAGCCAAUCAGAACGCGCGCUUCGCUAAGGCUAUGUUUUUAAGCUAUUUAGAAAAUUCCCAGCUAUUUAGAAAGGUCUGGGAUAUUUUAAGCGGUUUAGAGCCUUCCUUUCAAACCUUUGCCAGAAAUACACCAAAUAUCUUGUCCUAGGUUGCACGCUGACGUCAGUUUG